This is a messenger RNA of Gigantopelta aegis, 3117 nucleotides long. RefSeq lists its product as uncharacterized. The record is from RefSeq and is a predicted model, not a curated record. The transcript is spliced from 8 exons. Lineage: Eukaryota; Metazoa; Mollusca; Gastropoda; Neomphalida; Peltospiridae. Bases 21 to 2228 code for a protein of 735 amino acids.
GACUGCAGUUUCUAAGUGGUAUGGCUUCCUCAAAGUUGUGUGUCAUCUUUGCAGUUAUUUUGAUAGCAUCUCACGCAUUUGGAAGCCCAGCAUUGUACAUGCAUGGCACACGGAGAUUUUCAAAGGUGAACCAAGCGUACUUAUUGAAGUGUGACAUUUACAACUCUAAAACGGUUUAUGGUGACGUCAGUUUCUUACGUCGCCACGGAAGAAAUACUGAGACCAUGGUCACUAUAAGGCAGGGUCAAUCGUUGUGUUCCAUCUCGUAUGAGAAAAAGCCCAAUAAGUAUAUCCCACACUGUGGUCAAGGAACACUCGAUAUGUCGAGCGAAAUCAAGUCCUAUACCCUGGCUAUCACUCGUCUUGGCCCUGAUGAUUUCACUUCCUGGUGGUGUUCGUUCUACCUCCGCCCCAGGGGAAUUUACAUAGACAGCGGCAAGUUUAAUGUGAGAGAACACCGACUAUUAAUAGAAAUAUCUGCUGUUCCGUUCACGGCCCUACUAACACAAAAAGUGACGCUUAAGUGCAUGGUACUUGUAGCGAACGACCUGACGGAUGAGAUCGUCUUCAUGAAGGUCAGUGGUCAGACUGACGUCACCGUCGGCCAAGUAGCCCAAUACUCCCAGCACUGCGGCAACGUGCGUGGUACACGUGGCUAUCAGCCAUCUUGUGGGCAUGGCUCUAACAGGAAGACCUCGAAGGUGAAGGCCUACACACUGGAGAUAGAGAGUGUGGGAGAAGACGAUUUCACAGACUGGUGGUGUCAAACCAGAGUGGUUAGAGCAGAUCACGACAUUUUCACUCUGAGACGAACCACAACAGGCCCAAGAAUGCUCAUGUAUGCCAGGCCUAUGCGGAAAUACUCAAAAGUGUACCAAGAGUACUGGCUGAAAUGUGACUUACACAAGGCGAAGAUGGUUUACGGUGAAGUCAGUUUCUUACGUCGCACUGGAAGAAAUGUGUCCACCAUGGGCACUAUAGAGCAGGGUCGGUCGGGCUGUUCCGUCUCGUAUCAGAAAGAGGGCUACCGGUAUUUCCCGCAAUGCGGCAGUGGCACAUUCCUUUCAUCGAUAGACCUGAAGCAGUACACCCUGUGUAUCAGGAGCCUCUCGUCUGAAGAUUUCACAAACUGGUGGUGCACAUUCUAUCACCGCCCCAAAGGAAUGUAUAUACACAGCAACAACGUGAAUGUGAUAGAACAAGUGGUAUUGAUGGAACUGUCUGCUGAACCUGCCACUGCCCUAUUGGAACAGAAAGUCACGCUGACCUGCACAGUGAACCAAGCGAACGACUUCGCCGCUGACGUCAUCUUCGUGAAGGUCAGUAAUCAGACGGACGUCACCGUCGGCCACAUCAUCCAAUACUCCGAUCUGUGCGGCAACGUGGACGGUACACGUGGCUAUCGGCCAUCAUGUGGGCGUCGCUCGAACACCAAGAACUCGAUGACCAAGGUCUACACACUGGAGAUAGAGAGUGUGGAAGAAGAAGACUUCACAGACUGGUGGUGUCAAACCAGAGUGGUUAGAGCGGACCACGACAUUUUCACUCUCAAACGAACUGCAACUGCACAAAGGCCAAGCUUUAAGACUUCCUCGGGAUCAGCCUUACGGUCACGUGCUAAUCAACAUGCUGCAUCAAGUUCAAACACAAGUUCUCCUCAAUUCCAUACAACAGUUCUACAUAAAAGUUCUUCCCAGUUUCCUGCAUCAAGUUCAAAUAGAAUUUUAAGUGCGAUUCUAAAUCAACCACAUAGUCUAAAUUCUGGUCCAAACACUCCAUCAAGUUCAAACAGAAGUCCUUCUCCAAGUUCAAAUAGAAGUCCUUCUCCAAGUUCAAAUAGAAGUCCUUCUCCAAGCCCAAUACCAAAAUCAAAUAGAAGUCCUUUUUUGAGUCCUACACCAAUAUCAAAUAUAAGUCCUUCUCAAGGUCCUAGACUAAGUUCAAAGAGAAAUGCUUUUCCAAGUCCUACAACAAGUUCAAAGAGAAGUCCUUCUGAAAGUCUUGCACCAAGUUCAGUUGGAGUUCCAAUGCCAGUCUCAGGUUCAAAGCAUAGGUUUAAUGGUGAAAUGACUACUGGCAUCAUAUCGGCGAUAGCGAUUACCACACUGAUAGCUGCUGCUUUCAUUGCCGCUUGGACAGCUAACACGAGGAAAGAAAAUAAAAGAGAAGAAGAGCAAAUAAUAGAAAUGGACAAACAAGAAAAGGGUGAACUCAACAGGUUGAAUUAAAACAGUAUGUUCUCAAGUUGAACUCAAACUGUCCUCAAGUUGGACUCUGUGUUCUCGUGUUUAAGUCAAACUAUGUGUUCUCAAAUCAGGGUUUCUGCCAGAGGGUAAAACGCGUUUGGCGCCAUACCCAAAUAUUUAAUUUUUUAAGUUAACCGUUUGACAAAAUUAAUGACUCUUAUCAUUAGUGUAUGUGUUUCUUAACCCCAACCCUAAACUUAACCCAUUUUCUUUCUGGGGGAGACCCUCCAUACCUCCUGUUGACUGUGGUUGCAUUUACUUCUAUAACGCCACACGCAAAAUUUUCUUUCUGGCAGAAACACUGUGUUCUCGAGUUGAAUAAUUUUUAAUUCAAACUGUUUUCAAGUUUAUCUUGGUGUUCUAAAGUUGAACUCUUAACAUUGUGUUCUCAAGUCGCAGUCUGUAUUCUCAAGCUGAACUCGGAAGUGUGUUGUCAAGUUGAAGUCAGUACAUUCUCAGUCCGCUGUUUUCAAGGUGAAGUAAUUGUGCUCAUUUUUAAUUCAAGGUUUCCUCAAUUUGAACUCAAACAAUUGAAGUCAAAACGUGUUCUCAAGUUUACCAGUUGGUUCUCAAGUUAGACUCAAGCUACAUGGACAUAUUCUCAUGAUAAUAUCAGUGUCAAGUUAAACUCAGUGUGUUCUCAAGUUGAAAGUAUAUUUCUCAAGUUGAACUCAAAACUCUUUUCUCACUUAUAACUCAUUGCUUUCAAGCUGAACUCAAAGCUGAGGUGUAUUUUCAAAUUAAACCUAAACUGUGUUCUCAAGCUGAAGGCAGUUUUCACGCAUGAGAACACUGACUUCAGCUUGACGUCAGUCUUCUCACGUGUGGAAGCUGUAUUAGCAUUUUAAUAAAAACAUAUAAUAAACAUAAA